AUGGAGGGGGUGAAGGAAGAGGUGGAGGAGCUGCAGCGCCAGUGCUUCGGGCAGGCCACUACGGCCGCAUCAUCAUCAUCGGCAUGUCGCGGGUUGGGAGAUUUGUUGGCGCGGUACAAGCGGCUCGGCGAGGCGAGGGCCGCAUGGAAGCGUGGGUGCCGAGAUAGCGGCGACACUGGCAGCUGCUGGCGCAUCGCCCGCCUCCACUACGCGCCUUCCAAAUCACACUCGAGCGCCCUCCAUCUCCAUUCCGUUUCAUCUCAUCAACAGCCAUCAGAUGAGAUUAAAUCGCAAAACGUAGCGGAAGAUGGCGAUCCACGCAGCCAUGCGAGCAAGGACGACUCCACACCAGUCGUGGCGCCGUCGCUCCCGAACGACAAGAAGGCGGCCAAGUACGCCAUGAGGGCCUGCACGGACGACGCCAGCGCCCAGGGAGAGGCGUGCGUGGCAGCCGGGUGGCUCACCGGCGACCGGGAGUGGUGGAAGCGAGGGUGCAGCAAAGCCAAGUACCUGCCCUCUUGUGCGCUGUUCACGAGGGAGAAGACGACUCGCUUGUUGAAGGCCUGCGAGCAGGACAACGACGCCACCAGCUGCUAUAACCUCGGCGAGAAGAAUCCCGCCCGCGCUGCGGAUUUCCUCCGCCGGGCGUGCACCGGCGGUCACGCCGACGCGUGCUACAACCUCGCACAGCUCUACCGCAAGCAGAUGAUCGGGACGGGGAGGGAGAACGCGCGGGAGGCGGCGCGCUACUUCUCGCUGGCGUGCGAGGCCGGGUCGGCCGCCGGGUGCUUCAACCUGGCCUACCUCUUCCAGCACGGCAUCGGCUGCCCCCGCGACGAGUCCCUGGCCGUCAAGGUGUACCAUCGAGCGUGUGCGGACACCGACAAGCCGGUGGCGGACGCCUGCUUCAAUUUGGGCGUGAUGACCAAGCAAGUGAGUCACUUCAAGCGAGCGUGCGACCUGGGAAUGGCCGAGGCGUGCCGCUACGCCAACCCCGACAUCACGAGCGCCGCGGACGACAACGAAGCCGAGCCCAACCAAGCCCACCAGCCACCAACCAACCCGACCACCACCACCGCCAAGUAG
This is a messenger RNA of Acanthamoeba castellanii str. Neff, 1086 nucleotides long. Its product is annotated as Sel1 repeat-containing protein. Gene Ontology annotation, molecular function: protein binding. NCBI's taxonomy places the organism in Eukaryota, Discosea, Longamoebia, Acanthamoebidae. Bases 1 to 1086 code for a protein of 361 amino acids. The transcript has 7 exons. The record is from RefSeq and is a predicted model, not a curated record.